This is a messenger RNA of Stegastes partitus (bicolor damselfish), 1512 nucleotides long. RefSeq names its product C-1-tetrahydrofolate synthase, cytoplasmic-like. Gene Ontology annotation, molecular function: methylenetetrahydrofolate dehydrogenase (NADP+) activity; methenyltetrahydrofolate cyclohydrolase activity. Bases 5 to 244 code for a protein of 79 amino acids. The transcript is spliced from 4 exons. Gene Ontology annotation, cellular component: cytosol. Lineage: Eukaryota; Metazoa; Chordata; Actinopteri; Pomacentridae. Gene Ontology annotation, biological process: tetrahydrofolate interconversion. The record is from RefSeq and is a predicted model, not a curated record.
GGAGAUGGUGAGAGGAGAGUGGGUGAAGGAGGGAGCUGUGGUCAUCGACUGCGGAAUCAACUACGUCUCAGAUGAGACGAAGGCGAGCAGGAAACGGGUGGUUGGAGACGUCCACUACUCCUCAGCCAAAGAAAGAGCAGGAUUCAUCACACCUGUUCCAGGAGGGGUGGGGCCCAUGACAGUGGCCAUGCUCAUGGAGAACACGGUGCAGAGCGCUCAGCGUUUCCGCCUGAAGGGCAGGUGAAACUCAGACACUGACAGGCAGACAGGUGUGAAGAGGUGACCAGGAAGAAUCAGUGAUGGAAGACUCCCACAUUUAAAUGGCAUCUUCAGAUUUGAACAAAUAACCAUUUCAGAGGACGGAGAGCAGAUUGUCAUCAGUUCUCUGCUCUACAGCUUCAACGACCUCCUUAUUUUUUUCAAAUUCUCUUUUGUAUAAUUUAUUUCGUAAUCAAUGUUUUUUAUGCUUCUGCUCCGGCCUCCUCCUAAAUGUAUUUUCUCAUAUUUUUUAAUCUAAUUGAUUAAUUUAUUCAUAGUAAAAUCUAAUUAUUCACAGAAUGUUCACAGGAUGGAAACCAGAAGACAUGAAGAGUAGAGACUCAUCUAACUUGCUGUUCAUCAGGCUGUUGGUCAUGUUUCCUUUCAAAAUGAUAAACUGUGAGAAGUUUAUUUGAGACUGUCCUCGAUAAAAAGCAGCAGCUCUUUCUGACCUACAGUCGGAUUUCACUGUGACAGCUCCCCCAGUGGUUGCAGUUUAAUGAUGAAGGAACAACUCAGGCAGUCCGGUCCUUAUAGAGCUACAAAGAUGGUGCGAGGAGGAGAUUGGGGUGGAUGGUUGGGUCACCCAACCAUGAUGACACACAGAACUUAUCUGAAGCCAAACCUAAACCUAGUCAUGUUUAGACCACACAUUACAAGACUUGAAGAAUAAUGACACAUCACACACUAUAGGAUAUUAUUAAAAUGCCAGAGGGAGCAAUCAGGGAGCACCACCUCACAUGAUCUCAUGGGGAAACAGAUGUAAGCAAUAUGGAGACUUUGGUGCAACAACUUGCUAUAACGCUCACGACACUUUGCAGUGAGAAAAAUAGCAAAAGCAGAAAGUUGAAUGACUCUGGAAAAGAAAAUGGUUGGCAAGAUGUGAUCAACAUCGUUAAUUUAUUCAGAGAAAACUGGAGGUGAGACUUUAACUAUCGAUUUUAAUACCUUUAGCUAACCUUAGUCUCAAGGGCGAGAUUGUUCAGCAUUGCCCUGCUCAGGUCACUUUUGUGAUAACAGUAACCACCACGAUUUUUACUACUAGAUAUCAAACAUGUUGGAUGUUAUUGCGGUAGUGUGAGCCCAGUGUAAACCCAACAAACGGUUGGUUUGUGUAGUUUAUGCUGCUGCAGGUUUAACAUUUUCCGUUUCCCUUAAUUUUCUCUUUUCUACUUUUUUACAUGAAAAUCACUGUGAAUUACAAUUAUUUUGAUACAAAAUGUAGCAAAAAAUAAAUAUGAUGAAAACAAAAAA